Messenger RNA from Nanorana parkeri, 1543 nucleotides. It is a transcript of the gene PCYOX1, whose product is annotated as prenylcysteine oxidase 1. Gene Ontology annotation, biological process: prenylated protein catabolic process; prenylcysteine catabolic process. NCBI's taxonomy places the organism in Eukaryota, Metazoa, Chordata, Amphibia, Anura, Dicroglossidae. The transcript is spliced from 6 exons. The record is from RefSeq and is a predicted model, not a curated record. The coding region runs from base 26 to 1510 and encodes 494 amino acids. Gene Ontology annotation, molecular function: prenylcysteine oxidase activity.
GCGAGUUUCCGCCGUCGUCCGCUGCAUGCUGACAGGAUUUAUAUUGUGCAGCCUUCGGGUUGUAGCGACACAGAAGCUCCGGUACCCUCCGAACAAGAUAGCGGUUGUUGGAGCCGGAAUCGGAGGAACAUCGGCAGCCUAUUUCUUACGGCAGAAGUUUGGGAAAGAUGUCCAGAUUGAUAUAUAUGAGAAGGGCGAUGUGGGCGGCCGACUGGCUACAAUCGAGAUGGAAGGGAACCAGUAUGAGGCUGGGGGGGCAGUGAUCCACCCCUUGAACCUCCAUAUGAAAAUGUUUGUUAAAGAGCUGGGUCUGAGUGCCCGCACGCCUUCUGGAGAUCUGCUGGGAAUUUACAAUGGGGACGAGUUUGUUUUUGAAGAGAGUGAAUGGUACAUCAUCAAUCUUAUCAAAAUGCUGUGGAAUUAUGGACUGAACUUCCUGCGCAUGUACAUGUGGGUGGAAGAUAUUUUGGACAAGUUCAUGAGGAUUUACCGCUAUCAGACGUUUGACUAUUCCUUCUCCACCACGGAAUCCUUGCUGCAUGCUAUGGGCGGUGACGACUUCAUCACAAAGCUGAAUAUAACCAUAGACGAAGCGAUGCAGAAAUCCGGCUUCACGCAGAGGUUUAUUGAUGACAUAGUGGGUCCGGCUAUGAGAGUCAACUACGGGCAGGGAAUUGAAAUCAAUGGCUUUGUAGGAGCUAUCUCUCUUGCUGGCACAGACUCUGGCCUGUGGGCAGUUGUAGGUGGGAACAAACUGGUUUGUAAUGGCCUUAUUUAUGCUGCGAAAGCCCAGCUAAUUAAAGGCACCGUCUCUUCUGUGCAGGAGAAAGUUCGCUCUACAAAGUCUGGAAAUACGGUGAAGCUCUACGAAGUAAGCUAUGCAACAGACACUGGGACUGGAUUGGACAUGUAUGACAUUGUAGUCAUCGCAACACCACUCAACAAGGACAUUGGUAACAUAGCUUUUGUAGGCUUUGACCCACCAAUCGAGACCUUUUCCAGACCUUACCAGCAGACGGUGACCACCUUCGUCCAUGGAAAGCUCAAUGCUUCUUUCUUUGGAUGUUCCAAAGCAAGUCACUUUCCGCUAUCAGAAAUCUUAACCACAGAUAACCCCAAACUUUUCAUCCGCAGUAUUUCAGCAGUGUCCCCGACCAAACCAGUCCCCGAAUCUCACGUGUCUAAAGCUUCAGAUCUCCGAGUCUGGAAAAUCUUCUCUGCAGAGGUCCUAACCAAUGAGCAGUUGCGUCAGCUGUUUGAGUCUUACCAUGCAGUCAAAGUGAAGAAGUGGCUGGCUUAUCCCAAAUACAACCCACCAGAGAAAUUGCCACCAAUAAUACUUCAUCGUUCAAUUUAUUACCUGAACAGCAUUGAAUGGGCAGCCAGUGCCAUGGAGAUGAGUGCCGUCGCUGCCAAGAAUGUGGCACUUUUAUCUCACCAUCAGUGGUAUGAAAAGGCUGAACACAUUGACCAGGAGAAUUUAACAGAGCGUUUAAAGUCCGAGCUAUAGAUUGUCAUUUUUGUUUCCAUGUCUGACGUAAUU